This is a messenger RNA of Topomyia yanbarensis, 3624 nucleotides long. RefSeq names its product ribosome biogenesis protein BMS1 homolog. NCBI's taxonomy places the organism in Eukaryota, Metazoa, Arthropoda, Insecta, Diptera, Culicidae. The transcript is spliced from 3 exons. Gene Ontology annotation, cellular component: nucleus; 90S preribosome. Gene Ontology annotation, molecular function: U3 snoRNA binding; GTPase activity; GTP binding. The record is from RefSeq and is a predicted model, not a curated record. Bases 113 to 3544 code for a protein of 1143 amino acids. Gene Ontology annotation, biological process: endonucleolytic cleavage of tricistronic rRNA transcript (SSU-rRNA, 5.8S rRNA, LSU-rRNA); maturation of SSU-rRNA from tricistronic rRNA transcript (SSU-rRNA, 5.8S rRNA, LSU-rRNA); ribosome biogenesis.
GUUGAAAUUUUGAGUUAUCAAUCUAUUACCAUGUGCGAGUGCGAAUUAUAGUCUAAAAAGUUCUGUUUUGGCACUAUUAUGUUUUAAAAUAUUUGUAUUUCUUGCAGUAGACAUGGCGGACAACGAUAAUUUUACUGAGAAACAAAAACCACAUAAAAAGCGGCAGGCAGGUGUCAAAGCUGACAAGAAGAAGUCCAAAAAUAAGCCAACUGAUAAAGGCAAAAAUGUGAAAGCCUUUGCAAUUACAAAGGCGAGAAGCGCCGAAAAACGUUUUCGCCGGAAGGAAGAUAUAUUAACCAAAAAACAACACAUUCCGCUGGUGGAUAAAACACCGGAGGAGCCCCCACCGGUGCUUAUAGCCGUUGUCGGUCCACCUAAAGUGGGUAAAUCGACAUUGAUUAAUAAUUUGAUUAAAACUUUUACUCGGACCAAUGUGAUAAGCGUCAAUGGCCCGAUUACCGUCAUUACCUCGAAAAAAAGAAGAAUCACCCUGAUCGAAUGUAACAACGACAUUAAUAGUAUGAUAGAUAUUGCAAAAUGUGCAGAUCUGGUAUUAUUAAUGGUAGAUGCAAGUUUUGGGUUUGAAAUGGAGAUUUUUGAGUUUCUCAACAUCUGUCAGGUACAUGGGAUGCCGAAAAUUAUGGGAAUUUUGACCCACUUAGAUACGAUUAAAAGUGCAAAGGCGGUUAAAAUGCAGAAAAAGUCGCUAAAACAUCGAUUUUGGACAGAGGUGUACGAUGGGGCUAAGUUAUUUUAUCUGUCUGGCCUGAUUCACGGAGAAUAUCUACGAAAUGAGAUAAAAAAUUUGGGUCGAUUUAUUUCAGUUAUGAAAUUCCGACCACUCACAUGGCGAGGAGCGCAUAGCUACAUUCUGGCCGAUAGGUUAGAGGAUAUAACCAACUCGGAACAGGUUCGUCUCAAUCCAAAGUGCGACCGGGAUGUGGUGUUGUACGGUUACGUUCGAGGGGUACCACUGAAAAAAGAAAAUAUGGUUCACAUAGCCGGGUUAGGUGAUAUAAAAAUCGAAGAAUUAAGUGCAUUGCCAGACCCAUGCCCACUCCCGUCAACAGAGAAGAAGCGAAAUUUGCUAGAGAAAGAAAGGCUGCUGUAUGCUCCCAUGUCCGGAGUCGGAGGCAUCGUCUAUGAUAAAGAUGCCGUUUACAUUGAAUUACAAGGAUCCCACAGUCAUAAAAGUGGGAAACAGAAUAGUGAACAGCAGGCACUAGUACAAUCUGUGAUAGAGAAAAAGGAAACUUUGGACGUUCAAAUUGAAAACCAGGAAUUCAAACUGUUUAGCGACGGCAACGUCAUCAAGUCCCGCGAAUUUCAGCUAGUUGAAGAUGAAUCUGAUAUGGAAGAUUCCGGAGUGGAAGAAUCUGAAGAUGAGGACAAUAUUCAAUCUGGUUGGAAUCCUGAUCUAGAGCAAGAAGAAAAAAACUCUGACGACAACGAUGACGAUGAUGGUGAUGAGGACAUCGAAGCUGAGGCAGGGACGUUGACAGCAAGAAAAUCUAGCGGGUUUCUUUCUUCGGACGAAGAAAACGAAGAGGUAACGGUCAGAAGUUCAAUGGCUUGGAAAGAAGGGUUAGCAUCGAAAGCAAGAAGGGACUACCUGGAACGCCAAUCAACAAGCAAAAACCUGAUGAAAAUUGUGUAUGGCGUUUUUAGUAAAUUUAAAAAGAAUCAAGAGCAGGAAGAAGAAAAUAAAAAUGCUGGUACAGAUGUCGAAGAUGAUGAUUUACUGGGAGGUCUUUUCAAGAGUGUCGCUCUGAAACAGGCCGAAAUGCAAAAGAAAAAAACAAUUCAAGAUGUAGAUGAAGGGUGCUUCUUUGAGGAGUACGGAGAUGGCGUAAGGGAUUGGACGUUGGAGGAAAAUAAACGGCUUAUCAGCAACUGUUUUGUAACUGGUAAAUGGAAAGCUUCAGAAGAUGCCGAAGAGCUGUUGAAGCUAGACGAUAUGAGCGAUGGAGAUAGUGAGGUUUUCGGUGACUUUGAAGAUUUCGAAACUGGAGAGAAGCAUUCAGCUGAUCCUGGUAAAGAACAGGAAGAUGUAGAAAUCAAAUCCAAGGGUGAAGAAAAUGUUUUGAAAAGAAAAAUAUCCAGAGUCGAAGAAAAAAAUAUGUCAAGAGUAGAACUGAUGGAGAAAAAAAUGAAAUUAAAAGCAAAAUUUGAUGCUGAAUAUGACAACCCGGAAAAGGAUGACCAACAUAUCGAAGGAGACCAUCAGUACUACGAAAAGCUAAAAGCCGAAGCCCUGCGACAAUCAGAGCUUAAUAAAAAUGAGUUCUCAAAUUUGGAUGACGAUAUUCGGCUUAACAUCGAGGGCCACCGAGCAGGUCUGUACGUUCGAAUGAACUUCAAAGCAGUUCCUUAUGAGUUUGUGGAAUACUUUGAUCCAGCCUUCCCUGUUUUGAUCGGUGGACUUAACAUGGCAGAAGAAAACGUCGGUUACGUCAGCUGCAAGGUGAAAAAACAUCGUUGGUAUAAGAAAAUACUGAAAGCUGGCGACCCACUCAUCGUUUCCCUUGGUUGGCGGCGUUUUCAAACUAUACCAAUUUUUGCUAAAGUGGAGGAUGACCUUAAACAUCGAUACUUGAAGUAUACGCCGAACCACGUCACCUGCAGUAUGACCUUCUGGGGACCAAUAACCCCACAAAAUACGGGUUUGUUGGCUAUUCAGUCGAUGGUCGAUGAUCAGCAAGAAAUCAAACGUAUUGGCUUUAGAAUAGCCGCUACCGGAGCCGUUAACGAAAGCGAUAAAUCUGCUCAGAUAAUGAAGAAACUGAAACUGAUUGGAACACCAAGUAAAAUCUAUCAGAAAACGGCAUUUAUUCAGGGUAUGUUCAACUCUACUUUGGAAGUAGCAAAGUUUGAAGGUGCGAAAAUUAAAACCGUUUCUGGCAUCCGUGGCCAAAUUAAAAAAGCUGUUCCACCCGAAGGAAGUUUUCGAGCGACGUUCGAAGAUCGAAUAGUUCUCAGUGAUAUCGUCUUUUGUCGUACUUGGUUCAAGGUGAACGUUCCGAACUUUUACGCUCCAGUUACAAACCUUCUGUUACCCCCAGAAAAGAAAGCUAAAUGGGUAGGAAUGAAAACACUUGGUCAGUUGAAGCGCGAAAAAAAUGUAAAAUUUGAAGCGAAGCCUGACAGUACAUACAAACCGAUCGAAAGGGAAGAACUACAAUUCAGACCACUUGUAAUCCCGAAAAAUUUGCAAAAAGCUUUGCCAUAUAAGGACAAACCGAAACAUGGGCCAAUAAAACCGAAUAAAACUUUUGAAAGCGAAAGAAUAGCCGUGGUUCACUCGCCGCACGAACAGAAAGUUGCCAAAAUGAUGAAAAUGAUCAAAACUAACUACGAAGUUAAAGAAGAAAAGAGGAAACAGCAGGCCAAGCAGAAAACGGAUAAAUAUAAGAAGCAAAAGUUGAAUGAGGAGUUUCGAAAAAUGCAGCGACAAAAAGAACUUAAGAAAAAAGUUUUCAAAGCGCUUGGCAAAAUGGAAGCGAAACAUCAGGAUAAGAUGACCAAAGGUGGUAGCAGCAAAUAGAUUUGAAAUGUAAAGCUUUUCCGUUUUAUAAUAUUUAAUUACAUUAAUAAAUCGAGAUUCUUUGAUUAUUUAAAUAAUAA